AUGAAGUAUGAAGUGUCUACUUGGAUACAGAUUACAAUGGCUAUUGCAACGGAGGUUGCAUCAGUGACAUGCUUGGGCAUUGAGGUCGCAAUUGUGGUUGGUGGGGGUAACAUUUUUCGUGGAUCCUCUUGGGCAGGAUCGAGUGGGCUUGACCGUUCGUCUGCCGACUACAUCGGUAUGUUAGCAACCGCAAUAAAUGCUAUAUUUCUUCAAGCAGCAAUGGAGAGUAUCGGCAUCCCAACACGUGUCCAGACUGCAUUUUGUAUGUCAGAGGUUGCAGAGCCAUAUAUACGUCGGAGGGCUGCGAGGCAUUUGGCGAAAGGAAGGGUUGUCAUUUUUGCAGCUGGAACUGGUAAUCCGUUUUUCACUACAGAUACUGCUGCAGCCCUUUGUUGUGCAGAAAGUAAGUAAUUUUUUCUUCAUUCAGAAUUAGGGGCUCAAAACUUGAGUCGAGCUUGAUGGAGCUAAAUAUUGAACUGCUCAAGUUCUUAACUUUAUCUCAAUUUUUGUGCUCAAGCUCAAGUUUGAAUAUUCGAAACAAACCGCUGGUUUAAUCUCUCUCUCUCAAGCUACUUAUGCAGGGCAUCAGGAUGCGUAAGUUGGCUCGCUCAAUAAGUCGAGCUGCUUGAGCUUGGCUUGACAAUUGUUCAACUGAAUUCAUUUUUUAUAUCCAAAGCCAUUGACACUAUUGGAGUGUACUAUAUAUAAAUCUUGCACAGAUGAAUUUUGUUGGAAUAGUGUUAACAGACUUAAAAUGUGAAUUUGUUUAACUUUUUUUCCAAUAAAUGUUUCUUUUAAUGCCAAGACAAAGCUAUGGUUUGAAAUAGAACUAAUGUUCUAUUUGUUGGCUCAGUCAAUGCAGCAACGAUGAUGAUCCUAGGCAUAAUCCAAGUGCUCGUCUUCAUGAUACACUAACUUAUCAUGAGGUCACUUCUAAAGAUCUAUCCGUCAUGGACAUGACUGCCAUUACUCUGUGCCAAGAAAAUAACAUUCCCGUUGUUGUCUUCAAUCUGAACAAAAUCGGUAACAUUUCAAAAGCAAUAAAGGGAGAGAAGGUCGGUACAUUGAUCGGAGGAACAUGGAACUCAGUGGUGGCAAGGACAUGAAGAUAUCCACUGCAGUUUCCUAACAUGUAGGGACUUCUCCUACUUUGCUUUUCAUUUCCCAG
Messenger RNA from Hibiscus syriacus, 1168 nucleotides. RefSeq names its product uridylate kinase-like. The transcript is spliced from 4 exons. NCBI's taxonomy places the organism in Eukaryota, Viridiplantae, Streptophyta, Magnoliopsida, Malvales, Malvaceae. Gene Ontology annotation, molecular function: UMP kinase activity. Gene Ontology annotation, biological process: UDP biosynthetic process. Bases 1 to 411 code for a protein of 136 amino acids. The record is from RefSeq and is a predicted model, not a curated record.